This is a messenger RNA of Aspergillus homomorphus CBS 101889, 2207 nucleotides long. RefSeq names its product ribosomal RNA-processing protein RRP9. Gene Ontology annotation, molecular function: protein binding; snoRNA binding. NCBI's taxonomy places the organism in Eukaryota, Fungi, Ascomycota, Eurotiomycetes, Eurotiales, Aspergillaceae. The transcript is spliced from 2 exons. The coding region runs from base 73 to 1941 and encodes 622 amino acids. Gene Ontology annotation, cellular component: small-subunit processome. The record is from RefSeq and is a predicted model, not a curated record.
CAUUUGUUCACGUGUGAUCUCUCUGAUUUUACGUCCCCCGGUCGCUGGAGAUUUAGCCAAUUACCCUGGGAAAUGUCUUCUUUCUUCACAGUGCCCGCUUCCCAGCGGAAAAGAAAGAGAGACGAUCGCGCCGCAGCCCCCGCGUCCAAGAAACGAGGCGUUGAUGGAAAUGGAGAAGCAACAGGAAGAAGUGGCAGCAAACGGAGGGAUCAGGAUGAAGAAUCGAUUUCGGGAAGUGACUUAGAUGAGGACAAUCUCAGCGUGGCCUCUGGCGUAUCAGACGACAGCGCAUCGGAAUCCGACGAAGGAGAGACCGCCGCCGACCGAAGAUUAAAGCUUGCGGAGCGUUACCUGGAAAAUGUCCGAGACGAAGUGGACGAUAUUGGCUUCGAUGCCGCUGAGAUUGAUCGCGAUUUGAUCGCAGAGAGAUUGAAGGAGGAUGUGGACGAGUUCAAAGGACGCAUCUAUCGCCAGAUUGCAUCGGACCUAGCAUUUUCGAAAGCGCCGCAUUCCUUCUUCAGAGCAGACACACAAUCAACUACGUCGAUUGCAGCUCAUGCACCCUACGUCUACACUGUGUCGAAGGAUCGGACCUUGAUCAAAUGGGAGCUUGCCGCACCUACCUCCGCAAACGCCUUGCCUUCGAUAAAUGGAGAUUCCAAGCGCCGUCCUCGUCCACAGCGAAAGAAGCCGAAGCAAGUGAAGUAUGUCCGGGGCUUGCGGAAGGUUGCUGAAACUGGCGAGGAGCACGGUCACAACAAAAGCAUCCUGUCUGUUGCCGUAUCACCGUCCGGAAAGUUUGUGGCUACUGGCGGAGAAGACAAUAAAUUGAUCGUUUGGGAUGCUGAAACCUUGACUCCUUUGAAAACCUUCACACAUCACCGCGAUUCUAUCAGCAGUCUUGCCUUUGCCCGCCACAUCUCCACCAUGAGUUCCGGAGAACAGUUGUUUACUGGCUCAAAUGAUCGGACCAUCAAAACCUGGUCUCUGAGUACUGCUGGACACGCCUACGUUGAGACGCUUUUCGGCCACCAAGAUCAUGUCUCUGGUGUUGCCGCCAUGACAAUCGAUCAGUGUAUCAGUGUCGGAGCACGCGACCGCACAGCUAGAUUAUGGAAGGUCAUUGAGGAAUCCCAGCUGAUUUUCCGCGGCGGGUCUAAGAGCGCCUCAUACCAAGAAAACAACAUUGACUGCGUGGCACCUCUCCCCCCAAACCACUUCGUCACCGGCUCGGACUCGGGCUCUAUCUCACUCUGGUCCGUUCACAAGAAGAAGCCCCUGCAUACGAUCCCUCUCGCCCACGGCCUCGAUCCCCUCCCACCCUUGGAUGAACUUUCCGCAGAAGUCGAUCAAGCCACUGCUGCCUCGAAUUCCCGCCAUCUCCGCCGCAUGCCUCGCUGGAUUACUGCCCUGGCUACAGUCCCUGGCACAGACAUCGUGCUUAGCGGUAGCUGGGAUGGAUUUAUCCGCGCAUGGAAGAUCUCUAGCGACAAGCGGAAGAUUAUUCCCUUGGGCGCUGUAGGAGGCGCAUCCAAAACGCCUUUAGCACCAGAUACACCUUCCGAGCAACUGAGACAAACGCUUGCAUUCGACACGCCCACGGGCUCAGACCGCAUGGAUGUUGAAGGCGCACCGGCCCAGCUGACUGCAAGCGCCUCCGACGACGAAGAACCCCUCGUCAAGGGCGUCAUCAACGGCAUCGCCGUCUUUGAGCGCCGUGUAGAAACCGCCAAACCCGGCCAGGUGCCAACAGAGUCCAAGUCCAAGUCGAAAUCCGAACCCGAAGUUCGCGGCCUGUGCAUCGUCGCAGCCGUAGGCAAGGAGCACCGCCUAGGACGCUGGAAGUGUUUCGCCAACAACUUCCACGAAGGCACCUCGGCUGACGGCCGCAACGGCGCCGUCGUAUUUGAAGUCCCGUUCAUCGGCGAUAAGCUCAACUGAGCAAGACAAACAGACAAAAACAAGGCAACCCCGAAUGAAAUCAUUGUGAGGCGGCGUAUGUGUAUCCUAUUCUUUUCUUCCAUGUGUAUUCUAUUCCCGGGCCUCGUGGUCUUUGCAUAUCAUUUUCUCUCCCCUUGGUUUUGAAAAGUUUACCUUGUGCAUCCGGAAGAUUUCCUUUGCUCUUGACUUGUUUCGCAUUUCUUUUCUCUUUGCUCCCAACGUGCCGCGGCGUUGCCGAAAUGUGUAUAUAUCAGGUUCGUGAAUGG